UCUGUGCAGUAAUGCUGUUUUUGCAAAUUCCAUUACUAGUAGUUCUCUUCAGAGGUGGUGACAGUGAAGAUGCCUUCCAGGACCAAAUCUUCCGAGUCAUUGGUACUUUAUCCUUAUACAACCGCUCCUGGGCCAAAAGUUGGGGCUCUGGCUGGUUGGGUGAAUUGCAGAUUUAUAGCUGGAAGAACUCUGGUGGUUUUAUUUCUCUGCGGCCUUGGUCGAAGGGCAACUUUAGCAACAAGGAGAUAACAGAAAUAGAAGCGUUACACCAAAGAGCCCACAAUGAAUUUCUGCUUUUACUUCACAACCAUGCCAGUGAAUGGAUGCUUGAAUAUCCCUCUGAGGUACAAGGAACAGGAGGCUGUGAGCUGCACUCUGGGGAAGUCAAGCUAGACUUCUGGCAACUGGCUUACCAAGGAUCAGAGCUUCUGAGCUUCCAGAACAACACCUGGUUGCCAUCUCUAAAGGGUGGAACUAGAGCUCAACAGAUGUGCAGGUUAUUCAAUCAGUACACUAUCAUCAAGCAAGUAAUGCUCAGGGUCUUCAGUGACACCUGCCCACAUUAUCUCUUAAGUGCCCUUGAUGCAGGGAAGGCAGAUCUCCAGAGAAAAGUAAAACCAGAGGCCUGGCUGUCCACUGGCCCCAGUCCUGGUCCUCACCAUCUGUUGCUAGUUUGUCAUGUCUCUGGCUUCUACCCAAAGCCAAUUUCUGUUAUGUGGAUGCGAGGUGAACAGGCACAACAGGCCUCUCAACAAAGUGAUAUCUUGCCCAAUGCUGAUGGGACAUGGUAUCUUCGGAGUUACCUGGAUGUGGAAGCCACCAAGACAUCUGGCCUGUCUUGCCGGGUGACACACAGCAGUCUAGAAGGCCAGGACAUCAUCCUCUACUUGGACCGUCCAACCUCCAAGGGCUUGAUCAUCUUGGCAGUGAUGGUCCUUCUGGUGCUUCUUCUGACAGGUCUUGCAUUUUGGCUUAAAAAGCACUGGAAACACUGUGAACCUACUCCCACUCUUCUUCCUUUGGAGAGAUUCCAGCAGCCCAGGGACUCAAAAUAUACUUAA
Molecule: messenger RNA, 1061 nt
Organism: Artibeus jamaicensis (Jamaican fruit-eating bat)
Lineage: Eukaryota; Metazoa; Chordata; Mammalia; Chiroptera; Phyllostomidae
Product: T-cell surface glycoprotein CD1a-like
Exons: 6
Coding region: 12-1061 (349 amino acids)
Biological process (GO): immune response; antigen processing and presentation, exogenous lipid antigen via MHC class Ib; antigen processing and presentation, endogenous lipid antigen via MHC class Ib
Cellular component (GO): external side of plasma membrane
Molecular function (GO): endogenous lipid antigen binding; lipopeptide binding; exogenous lipid antigen binding
Source: RefSeq, a predicted model, not a curated record